Pimephales promelas (fathead minnow) is the source of this 3963-nucleotide messenger RNA. The record is from RefSeq and is a predicted model, not a curated record. Lineage: Eukaryota; Metazoa; Chordata; Actinopteri; Cypriniformes; Leuciscidae.
UCUCACAAACGUUUGCUUUCGUUUUCGCUCAAACACCAGUUGAUACAGGUUGAAGAUCUACAGCCCAGUUUCACACAGCUGACGCUUUUCGGUAAUUAGACGGCUAAAGUAUUCAUUGGAGAUUCUCUCGCACUGUGAUAUCAAUGGAACAGGCAGUUGAACCAAUGGACAUUGACGACAUUUAUACAGCUGGUGAUGAAAGGCCACAGCCUUCAGCACCAUUGGAUGUUGCUAAAUUUAUAAUGAAAGUGGACUGGAGGAAACCAUUUCCAGAGAGAUGGAAGGCAAAAUUACAGAAAGCCCUUCAGAGCUGCUUCCUCAAAACAGAAGGAAAACCUGAUGUCGUCAGCCUUAAACUCAUGGAGGAUCAGUCCUGUGCCGAGGUGCAGAUAACGCCAUCAACAGCUGUUCAGUGGACUGCCAUAGACUCAAUAGUGGAAGAAGCCAAAGAAGAAGGAAUAAUAAUAAGAAGAGGAACACUAAUGGAUAAAAAAGCUCUAGAAGUGUUAAAAAGGCUCAAACAUAUAUCUUUGAGGUUUAAAGAUUAUAAGGAUGGUACAUUUAAGGAAGUCACUGCAUGGAUUGGUCUGGAUGAAGCACAUUUUGUAAAGGACAAUGGAGCACCUUCAACAAAGGUGAUCGGUUCUAUGCCUGUGACUGCAGCAUCAGAAUACACAAAUGAUGUUGAGAACGUGUCUACAUCUAAUAGAGCUUCAAAUAAAGCUAAGUCCAGUAAAACUGCAAUAACGACCCCUGAUACACCAGCUCUUCAGGCUGUCCCCCUCUAUCAGUUCUGGUACAUGCAUCACGCCUACAGAAAGGAGAUGGAGCAAAUUGAGAAACAUCAUGGAGUCUCUAUUUGUGCAGAAGUGUCAGUCUCAAUCAAACCCACCAAGAGCCCAAGCCCUGAUUCUGUGUCUAAAGCCACUGAUGACUUUUACAAACUUGUUCAGGGAUGUGUUGAUAAUUUUAGUCAAGCUGCCAUUAACCAUAAUCAAAUGGAUUCAGAUCUUGUGAAGCAGGCCUUUCGUCACAUCCAGUCGGAGAAGGCAAAGAUGAUGUUCACCAUGUCUGCCAGUGACUGCCUGUUCUUUGGACCGAAGAAACUUACAGACGUGAUUAAAAGAGAGUUUGAAGGAACAAGGGAAAGCCAAUUCAAUGACAAAUCAAGCCAAAUGAAUAAAGACUUUUUUUCUCCACAAAGCAGGAGAAACAUGGACACAAAGGAUCUACCAACUCAUCUAGAGAUGGACACGGUUCAUGGGGAUCUGAUGAAACUUUCCUAUAAGGAGAAAUUAUCACAGCUUGAAACAAAGUAUGGAGUGUCAUUUAAUGAAGAAAAACAGCAGAAAAACUCAACCAUUAAAGUUCAAGCUCGAUCCAAAGGAGUUCAACAUAUUAAUCUUGAAAGUCAUGCCAUCAGAGCUUUAACACAACUCUACCAGAAACUUGCAUCCGCCGCUGUCACCUGUGAACUCCAAAACCCUAGAGACGCAACUCUUGUGGCAUCAGCAGUAGAGAAACUUCAGCAGGAGCUUCAUUGUGUUGUUGCAGAAGAUGCUUCGAGUGGCUGGAGGCUCGUUGGACUGCCAGAACAUCUCGGUCCUGCCAUUGCUGAAAUCGAGAAGAGACUUCAGAAGAGUGUGUUUGAUGACAAGAGGAAGAAAUCGAUUGGUUACUCAGGGGACGUUCCUCAUACAAGAGGAAUCCAAUGGAAUCAGACGCCUGAUUAUGGACCAGGAGCAGUUGGAGGAUCAGUAGGGGAAGAGGGAGUGAAUUUUAAAGGGUGGAGUGAAGCUGAUAAGGGUUUCAUUGAUAAGCUAAAAAAAAAUUCUAGAAAUGACUGUAAAGAUGCUCCUGCUGAAGAGGAGACGUGUUCUAUUUGCAUGGACAGCUUCACAGACAAGAAAAAACUGAAAUGUGGGCAUGAAUUCUGUCAGGAUUGUAUUCGCUUGUCAGUGGAGAGUAUGGGACCCAUCUGUCCUGUGUGUAAGGAAGUCUUUGGGAUUUUGGAGGGAAACCAACCAGAUGGAACAAUGCGUGUAACAAACAGCAGAACGAGUCUUCCUGGAUAUCCACGUUGUGGCACUAUUGAAAUCAACUAUUACAUACCCAGUGGGAUUCAAACGAAGCAUCAUCCAAACCCAGGAAAGCAUUUUUAUGGGGCAAAUCUUCAUGCGUACUUGCCAGACAAUCCUGAAGGAAGAGAAGUGCUCAAACUGCUGCAGAGGGCUUUCAAACAGAAACGGAUCUUUACCGUCGAGAGAUCUACAACUACGGGUGCAGAUAAUGUGGUCAUCUGUAAUGGUAUUCAUCAUAAGACCAACAUGUCCGGUGGGCCUGAAGGGAAUGGCUAUCCAGAUCCUGACUACCUAAAGAAAGUAAAAAAGGAGUUACAGGCCAAAGGCAUUAAAUGAGGAUUUUAUAUAGUCUGCAAAAAUGCAAUUACCUCUGCUCUGGAGCUCCAUGUUUACACAGCUGAAAUACAGUAUAAGACCAAAUUACAAUACUUUUUUUUCUUUAGUAGCUCUUUCAAAUUCAAGUCCCGGUGAUAUAAAUAAGAUUUUGAGAAAGGAUAGAGCAAAAUACACAGCAAUGGGAUCAAUGUAAAUAACUAAUGUCUUAAAACUUGAUGUGAGCUGCAACCGGAAGCUGAGAGAUAAACAGUGGUGUGACGUGGGCUCUGAAUCAUGGACACGUUCUGAAUCAUUUUGAUUGCACAUGUUGGAAGUCCAGUCAGAAGGGCAAUGCAAUAGUCCAGACUAGAAAUGUCAAGGACCUGGACUAGAAGUUGUGUUGCGUGUUCAGUUAGUAAGGGCUGGAUCUUCCUAAUGUUGUACAGUGCAAAUCUGCAUGAUUGUGCUGUUGUAGCAAUUUGGUAUAUUUCAAAUAUUUCUCCAAAUUCCAAAAGUUUAAACCGGAUGGGAUUGUUGUUCCUGAAUCUGGCUCAUUAUGUGGAUUAUGUGCUGUGGCUGUAUGGCUCUCCCUACACCGUCAGUGAGGUGGAUGAGGAGUAGGGUGCCAUUCGGUCACGCUUUUGCCAUGCCCAUCUUAGAGACAGUCUUCCAGCAUGUCCGGAGAUGGAGCCUGUAGCCAUGUCGACUUUGAAAUGGGCAAGUGAGGAGCAGUUAAUAGACUUGAAUGCUGAGCCAGUUCCCACCAUAGUUUCCACCCUAGAACCUCUUCAUCAUCUGCCGCCCCAUCCGGCUGGAUUGAUGUCCCAGUCCUGUCCAAAUUCCUUCCUCUCCCGGUGUUUCUGUCCUGCCUUUAAGCUUCUUAAUCCCAGCCACAUAGGCUGGCCCAAGUUUCUUCAUCCCGACCUAGAUGUCAGCAAAAGCUAUCCUUAGUUACGUCUAGCUCCUUGGCUCAUCCCCUUCUGCUGGUUCCAUCCAGAUCUCCGGCUCCACCUCAGGCUUUCCGGUCCUCCUAGGGCCUUAGAGUACAGACCACCUUGGCCUGUUGACCCUUUCCCGUCUCCUUUGGCUCCACAGUGGUUCGUCAUACUUCGGACUCUGCCGGGCUCCCUCGUCCCUUCGGAACCGUCUUGUUCAGGUGUCACGCAACGGACUUCCAGGCCUCCGGCUGCGUCUCUACCCUGCUCACGCUCCCUGGACUGAUCACCUGCAUGUUUUCAAUCAGCACUUCAAUCAAGUACUGCUUAAAGAGGAAUCAAAUGGAGUCAGAUGAAAGAAAAGAGCCCAUGAGGAGAAAAAAUGAUCAAGAACAACAACAAAAAUAAAAAAUCUCAAAUCACCUUAGAUAUGGGCUUAACACUUAGUCAGUGAUUUAUUUGUAAUGAUUUAUGAUUCUGAUUGUUGGUUUAAAGAUUUUUUGUGAACUGUGUAUUUAUCCUUGACUUGAGUUUAGAACAGAAAUCACCACUAUGCCUCAACAAGAAUAGAUGAUAUUCAGGUAACCUAAAAGGCUGAAAAAAUGUGAUUAAUGCAGUGCAAAUAAAGAAGU